Fonsecaea erecta is the source of this 1281-nucleotide messenger RNA. RefSeq lists its product as hypothetical. Gene Ontology annotation, cellular component: nucleus. Lineage: Eukaryota; Fungi; Ascomycota; Eurotiomycetes; Chaetothyriales; Herpotrichiellaceae. The transcript has a single exon. Bases 1 to 1281 code for a protein of 426 amino acids. Gene Ontology annotation, molecular function: zinc ion binding. The record is from RefSeq and is a predicted model, not a curated record.
AUGUCGUAUGCUAUUGAGACCAAAAAGCGCAAAUUCGAUCGCAUCCUCGAGGCCCUAACCGACGGUGCCGCCUCGACUCCUCCCGCCUCACCGUCGCACUCUUCGAUCAACGCCUCCACCACCUCCCUCUCUCUCUAUGCCGCUUCUGACUCCUCCAAGCGACGUCGCAUAACUCCCACCAGGGCUAUCGCAUCGCAUACCUCUGCGCCAGUCACGUUGAGCGGCCAGUAUCUCCCGUCGAGCCGAGCCGCAUUUCUUCAACGACUAGAGACAUUUCGGCAUGUGACCCAGUGGCAUGUCCCAUCGACCGACCCCAUCAACGCUGCGGCGUGGGCAAAAAGAGGCUGGACUUGUGUCGAUACAGAUACAGUGGCAUGUGGUGUCUGUAAGGAGAGGUUGUACAUUGAUCUAAAUGUCGACAAGGAGCUGCUCAAGUCCUCGGAGAAGGAGGGCGACAAAGGUGCGGAUGAGGACGUAGCUGCGGACGAGGAAGACAGCUUCGCCAUCUCAUUUGAGAUCUACGACAAGAUUGUCAAAACAUACCAGGGCAUGAUUGUCACCGCGCAUGCAGAGAGUUGUCUCUGGCGAAAGCGAGGAUGUGACGCUUCAAUUCAACGCAUUGAAGGUCUCUUGAACACCGCCUCGGCCCUGUCCAGCCUGAGAGCCCGCUAUGUCAGUCUUGCCAGCCAUCUAGACGAAAUACCCCAGGUUGAGCCUCUACCCUUGGCCUCUGUUGAGAAUCCUCACGAGUUGGAACAAUUCCGACUCGGUGGGCAAGAACGACCUCACUUCGACACGCUUCGACUCGCAGUCUGUGGGUGGGAGAGGAAGUGUGACGAUGUCAUUGAAUGCCGUCACUGUUUCCGCUCGCUGGGUCUGUGGUUAUAUCGUGGCGAAUCACCUGCGAUCGAGAAAUUGGACGCCAUUGACAACCACCUAGAAUAUUGCCCGUGGAGGUCGGCCGAGGCUCAAGACACCGAAAUACCAACGGGGCACAGUAAGACCACUACGGGAGAGGAAAUUGUGCCGAAGAAAGAGCGAGUGCCAGGUUGGGUACUGGUGUAUCAAGCGAUCACAAAGGACAACAAACAGAGAAGAGGAUCCACCACAACGCCCUCAACUGCAGUCUCCGAGACCGUGGCGAGCGAACAUGGUACUGAGUCCACGACACCAGAACAGCGUGAGAAGAGAAUGAAAGAUUUACUGCGGAGGAUCAAGGAGAUCAAAAAACCCUUCAACGUCAAAGCCCUCCUGAGGCGCAAGGACAAACCAAAGGCUUGA